AUGGCCACCUUGCUGUGGAUAACUGGCUUUGCGUUUCUCAUUAUGGAAACCUUCACUGGAAUGGUCGCAAAUGGAUUUAUUGUCCUCAUCAACUGCAUCGACUGGUUCCGAAGCAGGAAACUGUCCUCGUCUGACCUGAUCCUGACCUGUCUUGGCCUAUUCAGACUCAUGUCUCUGGCAACAGUCAUGGUACACGAGACUAUGCUUUCCUUGUUUCCGUUCAUCUAUAUAUUGCAUCAUGGAUAUUUAAUGCUUGCCACGGUGUGGAUCUUUACAAACACCAUCACCCUUUGGUCUGCCACCUGGCUCGGUGUUUUGUACUUUGUAAAGAUCGCCACCUUCUCCCACCCCGUGUUCCUCCAAGCGAAGCUACGAUUCUCUGGACUGGUCCCAUGGCUGCUUCUCGGCUCAGUGGUCUUCUCUGUUUUUACUACUAUUAUUGGUAUUCCAGGAUUGAUCAGGGACCUCACCGCUGUUGAUCCCUACAAGUUACAUUUAACCAAUAGCUGUGAUUCAGAAACUGAAACGCCUCACGCUUCUGGGUACCUUUCCACUGCAAUUAUUGCUACACAGUUGAUGCCUUCUGUGAUAUUUCUGUCAUCCAUGAUCUUGUUAAUAAUCUCUCUGUGGAAGCACAUAAGACAUUUGCAACGCAGUGGAAUUGGAGUCAGGGAUCUCAACUCACAAGUUCACUUGAGUGCUAUCAAAACUCUGGCUUCCUUUGCUAUUUUGUUCCUGUCCAGUUUUGUAGCAGUCUUACCUGUGCCGGCGGCUGGAGGCCAGCGAGAGGCUGCUGCGAGGGCCAGGCCCAGCAUUGCGGCGGCGGAUGGCGGGGACCGGCGGCUGGGCCUGCACGUUGGCGCUGGGGCCACUCACGCCAACGUGCCCCAUCUGGGCGCCGGUGACGGGCAGCAGCUGUGGGGACCAAGAGUGGAGGAACGGUGCUGGGAGCUUGCACUGGAGUAA
Molecule: messenger RNA, 966 nt
Organism: Euleptes europaea (tarantolino)
Lineage: Eukaryota; Metazoa; Chordata; Lepidosauria; Squamata; Sphaerodactylidae
Product: taste receptor type 2 member 7-like
Exons: 3
Coding region: 1-966 (321 amino acids)
Biological process (GO): detection of chemical stimulus involved in sensory perception of bitter taste; G protein-coupled receptor signaling pathway; sensory perception of taste
Cellular component (GO): membrane
Molecular function (GO): bitter taste receptor activity; G protein-coupled receptor activity
Source: RefSeq, a predicted model, not a curated record